Messenger RNA from Plasmopara halstedii, 2877 nucleotides. RefSeq lists its product as uncharacterized. NCBI's taxonomy places the organism in Eukaryota, Oomycota, Peronosporomycetes, Peronosporales, Peronosporaceae. The coding region runs from base 1 to 2877 and encodes 958 amino acids. The transcript has a single exon. The record is from RefSeq and is a predicted model, not a curated record.
AUGCUUGCGCUACGGCUGCGUUGGGUCUCGGGAACCACAGCAUUGCCAGUAGCUCGCUUGACUCUCAACUCUGCGCGUCGCACUGCAAUUUUAAUGUCAAUGCACUCGACUUUGUCAUCCUCCUCACGUCGAUUUCUCGCUUUUCAGCAAUUUAAGUCAGCUUUUUCCUCAAUCGCUGAACAUCCAGCCAAUGUAUCUCAUAAACUGACUGAAGAAAGUCGUGAAAAUGUCGUAGCUUUGCUGAAGGCCCGCUGCAAUGGACUGUACCAUGACAACGAGGCGUACAUUGAUCCAGCCGAAGCACUGGCGCUCUGGUUGCGCGACGUACAAAUGCUGCAGCAUCAGUACGAGCCAUCACUUCUUGAAGAAGAAGUCACACGUGCGUAUGAGAGUGGAGUGGCUAUUGCUUCUAAACAGCGGCAGUUUGAUAUGGCCACAAAGCUUAGAGAUCAGAUGCAGCAACUUGGUUACCAACCCACGGAACGCAUACGCCAGUACUUAAUCCGCAACGUGGCGUUGCAGCUCAUCAGUUGUACUCGGUACACGCCCCUGGAAGAUCUACGUGAAUUGAUGCAAAAUGUAGAUAAAGACAUUCGGGAGCGCGAGAUCAUGAGAAUCGUGGAGCGUGAAGAGUUUCCUCUACAGCUCAAGACAGACAAGGAGUUUGCGCUUUUUCAUAAGCGGCUUAUUGCCGGGAUCGAGGCGCAAUUGGAUGAAUAUGAACACUACCUUGAGGCACAAAAUGCUGCGCAUUUCAAAGUACUUCGAUCAGCAACACCGUAUAAUGAAGCGCUUCGUGUGUACGCAGACAAUGGAGUCAAGUUCUCUCGUAUGCUCGAGCUCAUGGUAGCACGUGAAGUUGUAGUGGAUGUUGAGACUUAUGAGGCCCUUCUAUUAGGUGCACGAUGGAACGAAAUUCCAGCUACACUAAAUCAGCUGCUAGACUCGAAAUUGGUGGAGCAGCUUACAGCUGCAUCUUCUGAUACCGCGAGUGACCACGUACACAGACUGUGGAUUAACGCUAUGAGAGCUAUUAUAUACUCAAGUACAGAGCACUUUGGUUCUAUAUCUGCAAGUGUUAAAAAGAAAGACGUGGACCAGUUGCGUAAAUUGUUUCUAUUUGUUGACGAACAGAUUUCUAGUGCUUUUUCUAAAUUCAAGUUUGCAACGACAACGCAGUACGAUGAAGUAUACACGAUGCGAGUAAAAGCUGCUGCAGCCUGCGGUCUUAGCAUGCCGGUAGAGACAAUUCUUGACGAGUAUGUCCAGUGUUCAAAGUCAAGUACCGAAGGUGAAAAGUCUAUGCUGUGCAAGGACGUUUUCUUAUCGGCUUUGGAGAUAUACCCCUGGUCCCUAAUGGAUGUACUAAUGCUCUCGCGAGAGUUUGCACUGGCCCGCGCCGAGAGUCAUGAAAUUGCGACGUCUCCACGUGUGCUAGAGAUGCAACAGAUGUACGAGCGCGUAAUGGCCAGAUUGAACAAAGCGCAGAAGCGUGUUGCAGAUAUAGAGCACUGUAUUACCUCGAGAAGCUUGACGCUAGAUGAAGAUGAGCUGCGCCGGCUGCUAGCUCAGCAAAGCAAAGCGAAUCAGGUGAUCGAUCGGGAAUCCAGGAGAGCUACAGCCAUCGAGCGACGUCUUAAUAAUGCGCGUGUUCUAAAAGCAAAUCAAUUGCUGAUCAAGGAGAACUUGACACGAGCAGAUAAGAUCGUAGAUCGUGUAUUGUUCAAACUGAAAGAUGCAGGCUUUGAUUUAGAAUUCGAUCUCGACGUGCCAAUUAGACUUAUGGAGCAGUAUAUGAAGUGUGCUCGACGUCUAGACAAGCGUCUUACGCAGCGGCAGAAGCAUGUAAGCCUUCACAUGAUGGACCGCGUCUUCAAGCGAGUCAAUUUAGUCUCGAAAGCCGUGCGAUCCGGUGGCAUUAACAUCCAGGACCCGGAGACUUGCAAAAAAUUGACCCUUUUCUUUGAGCAUGCAGUAUGUGCUGCCGUGCGAUAUUGGCGGGAAGAGGAGACCGAUGCACUUGUACGCAAGCAGCAACAGCUGCUGAAGACGCAACAAUUAUCUCCGCGCGAGUAUGACCAGCUUAUAUUUCAACGUGUGACAAACCUUGAUGUGCGUGGAGCACACUCACUUCUGCAGGAAAUGCAUAAUGCUGGUAUGAUGCCGUCUCAAGAAGCUAUACAUCGCAUUGCGCUUGGGCUGCUGUACCAGCGAAAUGGGUCGCUGAUUGAUGAGUCUAACAUUAAGAUUGAUGCAAGAGAGAGCGGAGAUAAAGAGGAAGAGUUUGACGAUGACAGUGAAGCUGGCGAUGAAAAUGAAGCUAACAAUGAAAAUGAAGCUAACGAUGAAAAUGAGGCCAACGAUGAAGAUGAAGCUAACGAUGAAAAUGAAGCUAUCGAUGCAAAAGAAGCUAAUGAAGAAAACUAUGAUAAAAAGACUCCGGUAGAAGCUGAGGCUGCGAUGGACUGGGAGAUGUCUGCUUUACUUAGUACGUCAGAUCAAGAAGCUAUUGAGCAAGAACUUGGGCUCGGUACCUUAAAGCUAGAUGAAGACAAUGAUAAAAACCGUGCUGAUAGUGCAGCAGCAGCGCGAACGCUACUCUUGGGCUCAGAUGCACCUGUAACUGUUGAAGACUUGAUUGGCUUCUUGCAAGACUGGUAUAAUCUAUAUGGCCUCAAGCCACUUGGCAAAACGGUUGUUCCAUUGCUUGCUCGACUUAUAGAUGACAGUAAUUUUCCAGAACUUUGUCGACUACUGCAAAUUUUAGAGUCCAUGGAGGGAGGUCUGACUCCAGCGACUAAUUUGUGGCUAGAAACACGUCUUGAGCGCAUGGGGAAGACUUUGGACGACUUUCGUCUACAGAAAAAAUCAAAGUGA